CUCUCCUCUCCGCCUGGCUCGCUCAGCGCUCCACACAUUCAGUCAGAGAGUGGAGGAGCAGAGAGGAGGAGAGAGGUCGGCUCGCUCUGCUUCACUUCAGGAGAGAGAGAAAAAAGAAGAAGUGAAUUAAACUAAAACAAAAAAGAGGAAUUAACCCGAGUGAGGAGUGAUUGUUUUUUUUGUUGGGGGAGAAAAUGAGUGAGGACAACCACUCCCACUACAGGCUGGACCCCAGUGACCGCCUCAACGGACUGGGACAGAGGAGAAAGAGACCCAAGAAGUCGGACAGUAACACAAGUUUCCUGCGAGCAGCGAGGGCGGGAAACAUAGACAAGGUUUUGGAAUUUCUGAAAGGAGGAGUAGACAUCAGCACCUGCAACCAGAAUGGGCUCAACGCUCUGCACCUGGCAGCCAAGGAGGGUCAUAUGGACCUGGUCCAGGAGCUGCUGGACCGAGGAGCGGCGGUGGAUGCAGCCACAAAGAAAGGGAACACAGCUCUGCACAUAGCCUCUCUGGCCGGGCAGGCUGAAGUCGUAAAGAUCCUGGUCAAACGAGGGGCUGACAUCAAUGCACAGUCUCAGAAUGGAUUCACUCCUCUGUACAUGGCGGCUCAGGAGAAUCACCUAGACGUGGUGCGAUACCUGCUUGAGAAUGGAGGCAACCAGAGCACUGCAACAGAGGAUGGCUUCACCCCUCUGGCCAUCGCCCUCCAGCAGGGCCACAACCAGGUGGUGUCAGUGUUACUGGAGAACGACACUAAAGGAAAGGUCCGUCUCCCUGCUCUGCACAUCGCUGCCCGCAAGGACGACACCAAGUCAGCCGCGCUGCUUCUCCAGAAUGACCACAAUGCUGACGUCCAGUCGAAGAGCGGAUUCACCCCUCUACAUAUCGCUGCCCACUACGGCAACGUCAACGUGGCAACGCUGCUGCUGAACCGAGGGGCGGCAGUCGACUUCACAGCGAGGAAUGGCAUCACUCCUCUUCAUGUGGCGUCCAAACGUGGAAACACAAACAUGGUUGGCCUGUUGCUGGACCGAGGAUCACAGAUUGAUGCUAAAACACGGGACGGCCUGACUCCUCUUCACUGUGCUGCUCGAAGUGGACAUGAUGCGUCUGUGGAGCUGCUGCUGGAGAGAGGAGCACCCCUGCUGGCCAGAACCAAGAACGGGUUGUCUCCUCUGCACAUGGCGGCCCAAGGCGACCAUGUGGACUGUGUCAAACACCUGCUGCAGCACAAGGCGCCCGUUGAUGACGUCACGCUGGACUACCUGACAGCGCUGCACGUAGCGGCUCACUGUGGUCACUACAGAGUCACUAAACUGCUGCUGGACAAGAGGGCCAACCCCAACGCCAGGGCGCUGAAUGGCUUCACUCCGCUGCACAUAGCCUGUAAGAAGAACAGGGUGAAGGUGAUGGAGCUGCUGGUGAAAUACGGAGCCUCUAUUCAGGCCAUCACAGAGUCUGGUUUGACUCCCAUCCACGUAGCCGCCUUCAUGGGUCACCUGAACAUCGUUCUGCUGCUUCUGCAGAACGGAGCCUCACCUGACGUCAGCAAUAUUCGAGGAGAAACAGCCCUUCACAUGGCGGCCAGAGCUGGUCAGGUGGAGGUGGUCAGGUGUCUGCUGAGGAACGGAGCCAUGGUGGACGCCAGAGCCCGGGAGGAUCAGACUCCGCUCCACAUCGCAUCCCGUCUGGGUAAAACUGAGAUUGUUCAGCUGCUGCUGCAGCACAUGGCCCACCCUGAUGCUGCCACCACCAACGGCUACACCCCCCUCCACAUCUCCGCCAGGGAGGGGCAGGUGGAGACGGCAUCUGUCCUGCUGGAGGCCGGAGCUUCACACUCACUGGCCACGAAGAAAGGUUUCACUCCCCUGCAUGUGGCCUCCAAGUACGGAAGCCUGGAUGUGGCCAAACUUCUGCUUCAGCGUCGAGCUCCGCCUGAUUCUGCUGGAAAGAACGGCCUCACCCCGCUCCAUGUCGCAGCUCACUAUGAUAACCAGACGGUGGCGCUCCUGCUUUUGGACAAAGGAGCGUCUCCACAUGCAGUGGCCAAGAACGGCUACACUCCUCUCCACAUCGCGGCAAAGAAGAACCAGAUGGAGAUUGCAACGGUGCUGCUGCAGUACGGAGCCGAGACCAACAUCCUGACCAAGCAGGGCGUCACUCCUCUGCACCUGGCUUCCCAGGAGGGCCACGCAGACAUGGCUGCCCUGCUCAUCGGCAAGGAAGCACAGCUCAACGUCGCCACCAAGAGCGGCCUGACUGCUCUCCAUCUGGCAGCUCAGGAGGAUAAAGUGGCUGUUGCAGAGAUUCUAGCCAAGAACGAAGCCAACCUCGACCAGCAGACCAAAUUGGGAUACACCCCGCUGAUUGUAGCAUGCCACUAUGGGAACGCCAAGAUGGUCAGCUUCCUGCUUCAGAGCGGAGCCAAUGUUAACGCCAAGACAAAGAACGGAUACACUCCUCUUCAUCAGGCAGCCCAGCAGGGAAACACACACAUCAUCAACGUACUGCUGCAGAACGGUGCCAAGCCUAACGCUAUCACUGUGAACGGAAACACUGCUCUGGGAAUCGCUCGUCGGCUCGGGUAUAUCUCUGUGGUCGACACGCUGAGGGUCGUCACAGAGGAGAUCAUCACCACCACCACGACGGUGACAGAGAAACACAAGCUGAACGUGCCGGAGACCAUGACGGAGGUGCUGGAUGUCUCUGAUGAGGAAGGUGAUGACACAAUGACAGGUGACGGAGGAGAGUACCUGAGGGCAGAGGACCUCCGGGAGCUGGGUGAUGACUCCCUGCCCGGACAGUAUCUGGAUGGAAUGAACUACCUCCGCUUCAGCCUGGAAGGGGGACGCACUGACAGUCGAAUGCAAAGCUCCGACAGGUCGUUCACCCCGACCCAUCACAGCUACUACUCCCCCAAACACGAAGGCAUCAUGGACGAGAUGCUCAACUGUCAGGUUACAUCCCUCUCCAGAGAGCAUGAGAGGGAUUCGUACCGGCUGAGCUGGGGCACAGAGAACCUGGAUAACAUCGCUUUAUCCUCCAGCCCCAUUCACUCCGGCUUCCUGGUCAGCUUCAUGGUGGAUGCCAGGGGUGGAGCCAUGCGUGGCUGCCGGCACAACGGCCUACGCAUCAUCAUCCCACCCAGGAAGUGCAGCGCUCCCACCAGGGUGACGUGUCGGCUGGUGAAGAGGCACCGUCUGGCCACCAUGCCCCCGAUGGUGGAGGGCGAGGGUCUCGCCAGCAGGAUCAUCGAGGUGGGGCCGUCUGGAGCUCAGUUCCUCGGCCCUGUGAUCGUGGAGAUCCCACACUUUGCAGCCCUGCGGGGGAAAGAGAGGGAGCUGGUUAUCCUGAGGAGUGAGACCGGAGAGAGCUGGAAGGAGCAUCACUGUGAGCACACGCAGGAGGAGCUGAACCAGAUCCUCAACGGGAUGGAUGAGGAGCUGGACACACCAGAGGAGUUGGAGAGGAAGCGGAUCUGCCGUAUCAUCACUAGAGAUUUCCCACAAUACUUUGCUGUGGUGUCACGCGUCAAGCAGGACAGUAAUCUGAUUGGUCCUGAGGGAGGGAUUCUGAGCAGCACAGUCGUUCCACAAGUGCAGGCAGUGUUUCCUGAGGGGGCCCUCACCAAGAGGAUCAGGGUCGGACUACAGACCCAGCCGGUGAUCGUGGACGUCGUGAGGAAGAUCCUGGGAAACAAAGCCACCUUUAGCCCCAUCGUCACCCUGGAGCCCCGCAGGAGGAAGUUCCACAAACCCAUCACCAUGACGAUCCCCGUCCCAAAGAGCAACUCUGACCCCAUCCUCAACGGCUUCGGAGGAGACCAGCCCACCUUACGCCUGCUCUGUAGUAUCACAGCAGGUGGAACCACGCCGGCUCAGUGGGAGGACAUAACGGGAACCACUCCGCUAACGUUCAUCAAUGACUGUGUCUCGUUCACCACCAACGUGUCUGCCAGAUUCUGGCUGAUAGACUGUCGACAAGUCCAGGAGUCUGUCAACUUCUCCACUCAGGUGUACCGAGAGAUCAUCUGCGUCCCGUACAUGGCCAAGUUCGUCAUCUUUGCAAAGACACACGAUCCCAUCGAGGCCCGACUACGCUGCUUCUGCAUGACGGACGACAAGAUAGACAAAACUCUGGAGCAGCAGGAGAACUUCACAGAGGUGGCCCGCAGCCGAGACGUAGAGGUUCUUGAGGGCAAACCUAUCUAUGCAGACUGCUUUGGAAACCUUGUUCCCCUCACCAAAAGUGGCCAGCACCAUCUCUUCAGCUUCUUUGCCUUCAAGGAAAACAGACUAGCACUCUUCAUCAAAAUCAGAGACAACACUCAGGAGCCGUGUGGACGUCUUUCUUUCAUGAAAGAACCCAGGAAUUACCGGUCAAUCACGCAAAAUGCAAUAUGCAACCUCAAUAUCACCCUCCCAUCAUACUGCAAGACGAACAGGAUCCAGGAGAAAUCAGGUUUGCAUGACGGAUCCCACAGCAAAGAGGUCAGGAUCACAACAACAGCCCAUGUCACUUCAGAGGGGCCUCACUCUGUCUCAGACCUACAGCACUCAAAAGUGGAGAGCACACAGGAGCAGAGAGACUCUCAGCCUGUUAGAGCUGAUACAGACGGCUCGGCCUCGAAGGCUGCAGUGACAUCCAGCGCUGCUAACAGGACUGAUGAGCAAAAGGAGGAGAGUCUGAGAAAGUGGAGAGAGACAGGAGAUGAGGAGGAAGGUCCAGAGUCAGGUGGUAGCAGUCAGCAGACUGGUGUGCUAAAACAAGGUAAUAACGUCACAGAUGAAGUGAAAGGAGAUAAAAAAGCAGGAGCACCAGAGACCGGACUCGGUGCAACUGCUGAUUCAGGUGAAACAGCGGAAAAGUUCAAAGCAGAGGUCUGUGUCUACGAUGACACGGAAGAGGAUGACGAGGCACUAGAGCCUCCCAAAACGGAGUCAAAGGGCGUCACCGCAAGGGUGGACGCUGACUCGUGGUCGGCCAUGCGCGAGGAUGAUGCUGCGUUUGCGGCUCGCGUCAAAGAAGAGGAACAAAAGAUUCUGAACCUGGUGGUAGACCGUCAGUCUCUGCAAGCGACCCCGGACACAACCCCGGGCAGGUCCCCGACAGAGGAGAGCACCCCAACCAGUGAGCCCAACCCCUUCCUGUUUCAGGAGGGGAAGCUCUUUGAGAUGACCCGCAGUGGUGCUAUUGACAUGACGAAGAGGAGCUAUGAAGAAGAGGGGGCUGGCUUUGCCUUUUUCCAAAUAGGUGAACAGCCUUUAGAGGAACCUUCUGUAGAGGAGGUCAUGCAAGAGAGACCAGCAGCAGAGCCUGAGGUCGGCCUCAAUCUAACAUUAGAGAUCAAAACUGAGGAGUCUGAAAAACCGAAAGAAAAACCUGAUCCUCUGCCUCAGUCCCCGCCUGAAGGCGACCAGUCAGCUUCUAAAUCAGACACCUCCAAAUCUAAAAUCCCUAAGAUGGGGAUAGCAGCUUCAGCCAAACCCACAAAGAAAGAUCAGACUUCCCCCGAGGCUCAGGAGGCAAAGACAGAUAAAAAAGUGAAUGAAGCAUGUUUAGACUUAGACUCAAGCUCUCCUGAGCAACUGAUUACAAAUGUACAGACAGCAGAGACCACCGUUACUAGAUCAGUUUACCCUGAGCAGGGACAAGAGUCCUCUGAUUCAUCUCCAGAGGAACCGCAGUCAGUGAUAGAAGCCCCCAAAACAACAGCCAAGUCCAAACAGAGUGCAUCCAGUAGUGUUAAAAAGACCCCGGCCAAAACUCAGACUAAAUCCGCUCCUCAAGGGCGGGGUAAGUCCGGUAUCCCCUCUCCAUCUCACACUGCUCCCUCUUCAACCACUCUUAAAAAAGAGGCCUCGUUCACCUCAGAGUCCAAAUCUAGAAUUCCCAUCAAGGCGAGCGCUCUGAAGCCCGACUCUAACGCCAAGCGUACCGAAUCUACACAAGACAGAAAACUAAAGGUCCCCGUAAAAAAGGAUCCACGAAGGAAAUCUGAGACAGAUGCGGGUCCCUCAGUUGAAGUCAAAACCAAGACCUCUUCUCCCAAAGCCAAGAGCUUCUGUGAGGGAGAGUCGACCCGGCCGUCUGCUAAAAAAGAGGGUCGCCCUCUGAGUGCUGAGUCAGCAAAGUCUAAAAGCUUCCAGUCCAGAUUGCCAGUCCGAGGAAAGAGCGGUCAGACCUCUCCGGUAACGACACCGACUAAAGAGAAAAUCGAGCAACAGAAACAGACCAUUGAGAGCUUUGAAGAGAUAGCUGACGAAGCAGCGAAACUGGUGGCGAGGUUGACGCAGGCAGAGACAGAGAAAGAACGAGAAGCUGCAGCGGCCAACUCAGACGAUGAGAGCAGUCUCAUUGACCCGUCAAUCAUAGAAAGAGAAACUUUCCCUCAGAUGCAGUUCCCUCCCUCAGGAGACGUCUUUCCCAUUAGACCACUGUGGGACGACCCUGUUGAGACACAGAUGCAGCGAAUCCCAGACGAUAAAGUCCAAAGUCAAGUAGAUCCACAGGAUGAGGCAGAGAGAAAAGAGCAACGGUUGGCCAUUAUAGCCGACCAUCUGGGCUUCAGCUGGACAGAGCUGGCAAGAGAACUGGAGUUUAGUGAGGAGAAAAUUAACCUGGUCAGGAUUCAAAACCCAAACUCACUCCAAGACCAAAGCCAUGCCCUGUUGAGACUGUGGGCUGAGAGGGAGGGAAAGCAUGGUACAGAGACAACACUGAUCAAGAGACUGACUAAAAUCAACCGAAUGGACAUCGUUCACCUCAUCGAAACCAAGAUAAUCAAGUCCCACCAGGAUGAGACGUCAUCACAUACCUAUGCAGAAAUAGAGAGGACCAUAGCGCUGGAUCACAGUGAAGGUUUCUCUGCCCUUCACGAAGACUUCGACAGUCCCAGGCAAAGCAGGCGUACAGAGGCCACACGUAGGAGUCCAGGCUCGGGACAAGACGUACCUAUGGUGUCGGCGGAGGACCUUUCCUCCAGUUUGUCGUCACUUCACGACACGUCGGGACGACAAGAGGCCGAUUCCACGGCAAGAGGCCUUCUCAAAAACGCCCAGAAGGAGAAGCUGCAGAAGGAGAUGGAGACAGCUUACUCAUCACAGAGAGUGUACGAGGAACUUAGCGACACCGUACUCACAGGGAGUUAUAAACAAGCUGAUAACCUCCCAGACAUCCCUCCACAGACCGUCACAGAGGAGAAGUACAUGGACGAGCAUGGCAACAUGGUGGUUAAGAAGAUCACACGGAAGGUGAUCCGUACAUUUGUGUCACCUGACGGCAUGGAGACACAGGAAGUGACCAUUGAGGGCUCUCACCAGGAGACAGUGCAGAUCGAGGAUGGAGACACCGUGUCCAGAGUGGUGAAGAGGACUGUGUUGCACAGUGAUGGAGAUCAGAAAGAGUUGACCUUCUCCGAGCCCCUCGCUCUCGGAGCAGCCACGGCAUCAGAGUUCGAGGUGGAGCCGGUGCAAGGUCGGAAAGUCAGCAAGGUGGUGAAGACGACGGUGGUGAGAGGAGAGAGGAUGGAGAAGCAGAUCGGAGACUCCUCGCUGGCUGCAGAUCUCCCCUCAGCCAGAGAGGACUUUGAGAAGAAGCCAAAUGCGUAAGUCGCGAACCCAGAAGAGGACUGUGGUGAGGGAUGCCCAAGGGAAGCACGUGCACCUGGAGCGUCUGGACGACACCCCAGACGCCUUGCAGCCCGACGCCCUGCAGCAGCACCUGCACCGACUACUCCAACACUACUGUCAGGACGACCAGGAGGAGGAAAAGGAGGAGGAGGAGGAGGAGGAGGAGGAGUACUUUGACUGAGCAGCUGCUCCCUACAUCUUCCACUAAAGCCUUUGGUGUCGUACGCUUCCUCAGAUCCAGAUGUUGCCCCCUUCUUGUUGUCCUGGCUGAUCUCUGGAUUUUGUUUUGGUCCGAUCAUGGAACAGUAUUUCUGUGCUUUCUCUCCUCAUCGUGUUUCUUUUGCUCUUUUUGUGACCAAAGAUAGCUCCCUUCAUAUUUGUCGGAUGAUGUUUUCUCUUCUUGUUUUUACCUCCUGGCUGCUGCGGCGUGAAAACGGUACGACGCACAGAAGGUCGAUCAAAGUCAAAGGGGGCAUCUCGGACGUUUCACCUCACGCACGGGCCUCUUCUUGAAGAACUCUUGUACACAUUUGUAAAUAAAGGAGAUAAAAAAGUCACGCUUGGACUGUGGGGGGAAACAGUCCGGUUAAAGUCAAAGCAUUUAAUACAUUAGCCCACCUGAACCUGCUGAACACGCACCGAUCCAGCUGGAGAAUGGCCACCGGACAGAUUACCGUUACACAGAGAAACCUGGAGGAGUGAAUGUUCGUGUCAUCGUGGACUCAGCCAAACAUCACCCCGCUGAUCUGUUUACACAUGCUGUGUGAUCACACCCCUCGUCUUCCCAUGAUGCAUCUUGAUUUUUAUUUAUGUCGUCGUUCUGAUGUGUGUUUAUCACAGAGCUGCCACCUCUGUGCUCGUGUAUAUACGGUGUGUGUAGAGAGGAAGAACGUAGUGAUGAAGAAUGUUUUAAUGCAGAUCGAGCACUUACCCCCUGCUGUCCACGUAGUUCCGCCCUCACCUGUCCAUCAUGCUUUACAGGAUCAGUCUGUCUUUAUUUGUUUCUUCAACUCCUCCAUGUGUGGAGCCAAACCAACGAUGAAUCCGUCCUAUGUGAUCGAUUACUCUUCCGUCCAGAGUCUGAGGUUUGUGAUGAUUUGGCGCCCCCUGUGGACAAAACGUCUCGUACUCUGUGGUCAAGGUGUUUCCUAAUGAAAUAUCUCAUCCUGAUUUGAUUUAGUAGACUAAACCCAGCACCAGAGCGUCUAAUCCUUUAAAUGAAUUAUUCAUAUUUUUAUUACUGUAGGCUCGAAAUGUUGCUCAUGCGUCUGAGCUGUAGCUGUAGCUUAAGUUAACAGCUCUACUACUCUGAUGUAAACAAGCACAGAUGACAGAUGUUACCUCGUAGUGCGACAGUAGGUACGAUUCAGCAUUUUUCAGGUACGUGAUCGCACUUUUUAUUUAUAAUGUAAGCCAGAAAAAUAAUUUACGUCUGUAUCGAAUAACUACCGGACAUCUGAACAUCCAUAUUCACCCAAUAACUCAGUUUCCAGCAAUAAAACACUGAAAAUGACCCAACAAUUUAAAUCUAAAUUGAAUUAAUUCAAAAAUAUCAUAAACGGACAGAGCAUAAAGGGUUGAUAUAAUAAGGUACGAGUGUUUGCAGUCAUGUAGAGCUGCAGAGCUGUCUCAUCAUUUCACUGUAGGUUUUAUUCCUUGUAAUGAUGCAUAUUUUAUCUCAUUUAAUAUCCUGUGAGUGUUGGAAAAAGAGUUUUCGUUGUUGUUUAAACAGCUGAGUCCUCUCUGUCCCUCCUGUCACUCAGUGUGCUGUAAAUCUACAUGUAAUGAUGCUGGAUUCACUCGUGCACAUUACGCUGUGAGUGACCGUUAAUCCUCGUUACGCCAGAACAGGAGGCGAGUUUUUAAAGCCCCUCUCGGACAGAAGUUGAAGUUGGGCGAAUGUUUUGUCUCAUUCUUUUAAAACUGACGGAGAAGUGUUUUACGUUGCAUUUGUUGAGCAAACUUGAAAGUCUGUUAGCAUUCAGGUCCUACUUUUUUCUCUGUGCCACGAUUGACGUGAGGCGUUCAGGUGUAAGUCAAAAAUCUGGUAAUUCACUGUACUGUCGUGAGUACUUUUUUCUUUACAGGACAUUUUGGCUGAUGACAUCUUUACCUGCUAGAUGACUCCACGUAAAAACAGUGGAAAGCAGGCUAACGUAAACUGCUAACUUUAGCUGUUUAAAUAUUUAGUUUCAGGUUCGAGAAGAGGAAACGUCUACACAGAGAUGUCAGAGAGUCAAAAGAUCUGGACUGAUGCAUCGUUGGUUUUGGUGUUUGUUGAAUGAAAUAAAGUCUAACUCAUCCUUUCAGACGCCUCUCAUCACAAAGAUGCUUUGCUUUAUCUGCUGUGUUUGAUUUUACAUUUUCUUCUCACUGCGAUCAAACAUCUUAAAGUCCGAACUGUCUCCAGCUAUCACUUUAUUUAUUUAUAGCCGUCCGUUUGUGACCCGUGUUUGCUCCAGCAGCUGAGGCUGAGAGACGUGUGUGUGUGUGUGAGUGUGUGUGUGCGCGUGUGUUUGAGUGUUUGAAUGUGAUCUAAAGCUUAAAGACAAACGCAGGAUCUGAUUGGUUGAAACGUUGUACAGACUGAAUGUUUGGUGUUCAUCUACAGCUGAGACUUUGUGUAACAGUACGAUCCUCACGCUGCCAUUCUGUUCGAUCCGAUGGAAGAAUAAACGUGAAAAGAGAUCAUUGAUUUGAUAACUGAGCAUCUUGUUUCCAUUGUGAUAACAAUAUAUACAUAUAACAGUGCGAAUAUCUACGCGGGCAUGUACGACUUUAUCAAAUGAUUACUAAAACAUGAACCUGAAACGCUAACAGGCAUAGCAGCUGCAGUGUGUACAUGGCAGACAAUAAACUGUUCAUGUGUCAAACCA
This is a messenger RNA of Notolabrus celidotus (New Zealand spotty), 10510 nucleotides long. It is a transcript of the gene ank2b, whose product is annotated as ankyrin 2b, neuronal. Lineage: Eukaryota; Metazoa; Chordata; Actinopteri; Labriformes; Labridae. The transcript has 45 exons. Gene Ontology annotation, molecular function: protein binding. Gene Ontology annotation, biological process: protein localization to T-tubule; regulation of cardiac muscle contraction; signal transduction. The record is from RefSeq and is a predicted model, not a curated record. Gene Ontology annotation, cellular component: T-tubule. Bases 195 to 7613 code for a protein of 2472 amino acids.